Colletotrichum phormii is the source of this 444-nucleotide messenger RNA. RefSeq lists its product as uncharacterized. The transcript has 3 exons. The record is from RefSeq and is a predicted model, not a curated record. Bases 57 to 368 code for a protein of 103 amino acids. Gene Ontology annotation, biological process: regulation of DNA-templated transcription. NCBI's taxonomy places the organism in Eukaryota, Fungi, Ascomycota, Sordariomycetes, Glomerellales, Glomerellaceae. Gene Ontology annotation, molecular function: zinc ion binding; DNA-binding transcription factor activity, RNA polymerase II-specific.
CUCAUAUCCUUCACAAAGGAUACGGAGAUUUCGAUCGUGCUGUCGCCAAUAAGACUAUGGACAGAUCCCGUCGGUCAUUGAGGGACCGUGCGAACAUUGUAUGUGUUGAAUGUCACUCACGCAAAGUGAAAUACGAUUUACAGGCAAGCCAAGACAAGACAUGUCGGAAUUGUCGACGUGCUCAAAUUUCCUGCGUUCUCCGCAAUGGAGUCCGGAAGAGGCGCCCGCGGGGCACUGAUCUGGGCGGGACCGACAUCAGAACGCCAUCUGUUCCGUUGCCAAUCGCGGAACAAAUGAUCAGCCCGAGAGAGAGUCCAAGAGAAGAGGCAGUCUCCAGCGAGAUAUUGUAUGGAGACCUAGCAGCUUAAUUGACAAAGGCUCCAUCAUGUACGACCCAGUAAAAACACCGCCGGCUAUUGUGCUAGACAACGUUGCCACUGGAAA